ACGGAGUCUCACACAACUCAAUACAAAAAAACAAGAGAAAUGUUAACACUACAAACUCAAACCUUCUUUCCCCUAAUUCUAAACCCCUCUAAAACCCUAAUCCCCAAAUUCAAAACCCUCAAUUACUCCCAAUCCCCGGGUCAAAUCCCCAUCCCAACAUCCAAUUCGGGGCUCCGAUUCCACGACAAGCUCCUCUACCUCAAAACCCUAAAUGUCAAUCCCCAAAAAGCCCUCCAACAAAACCCUAAUUUCCGCUCGACCCCACUUGAAUCCCUCAAAUUGGUGGAGAAUUGCUUGCUCUCGAUGGGUAUCGAACGCGGAGCGUUCGGUAGAAUCUUUGAUAUGCACCCCCAGCUUCUUAGUUGUGAUCCUUACUUUGAUCUUUACCCUGUUUUUGGAUUCUUGUUGAAUGAGGUUAAAAUCCCUUUUGUCGAUAUUCGUAAGGCGGUGGUUAGGUGUCCUAGGCUGUUAGUUUGCGAUGUCGAUGAGAAAUUGAGACCCACAUUGCGGUUCUUGAGGAAUUUGGGGUUUGUUAGGAUGAAUGCUGUUUCGUGUCAAACUACAUUGUUGUUGGUUUCGAGUGUGGAAGUUACGAUAAUGCCGAAGCUGGAUUAUUUGAUGAGUUUGGGGUUUGAGUACGAUGAAGUGGCGAGGAUGGUUGUGAGAUCACCGGCUUUGUUGACGUAUAGUGUAGCUAAUAAUUUGAUGCCGAAAAUUGAGUACUUUUUGAGUGUGAUGAAUGGAGAUUUAGGCGAAUUGAAGAGGUUUCCGCAGUUCUUUUCAUUUAGUUUAGAAGGUAAGAUAAAAAGGAGGCAUCGGCUGCUGGCUGAGCGUGGACUUACAAUGCCAUUGUCGGAGAUGUUGAAGAUCAGUGAUGGAGAGUUUAAUAAUAGGUUGAUUGAAAUGAAGCUCCGAUUACUUUCUAGAAGAUAGUUUUACGUAUACUGCUCACGGGGACGGGACAGAAAGAGUAAUAAUACAGGUACCAGGAACCGUUGGGCCUUGCUGUGUUUUAUUUCAUGAUAACUCAGGCACAGCACAUGGGGUUGCAUGCACGUGGACAGGUACAGUUACUUAUUCUCUUAAAUUUCAUAUACACAAACAUGCUGAACUUCAACAGUAAAGCUGUGUUUCCCAUCCCCAAUCAGUGAAUAAAAAUCUAUAACAAAAUCAAGAUUGUCCUGACACUACUCUUAUUAUGAUGCACAGUUAGAUAACUUCUUAGCCUUUUAUUUUACUGUGCUUUUCAGAGCUUUAUCAGCAUUACUCGCAGGGCGGAUCUAAUAAAAGACACGUUGAUAUGUGUCCUUCUGAAAAAAUUGAUAUUUUUUUAUCAUAUUAAAUUUUAUAAAAUCGUUGAAGUACCCCACAAAAUUUAAAAAUAUAUAUGUACUUUCUGAAAAUUUGUUUGGUGCCCUGCAAGAUUUGAAUCCUAGAUCCGCCCCUGCUAGUGAACAGUGCAUGCUCUCAUCUUCUUUGCUUUUGUUUUAAAGCUCUCCAUAAGUAGGUCCAUUUGGGUUUCCAUUUCUGUACAGUAACUUUUCAACUUACAGGUCUGCAAAAAUGAACUCUGGAUUAGCCUGUGGCUAGGCUAGUUUGUAGAGUGAGUUGUUUACAUCUUGCAAGGGUGAAAAGAUGAAGCUUUUGAAUUAUUAUGGACAGUGGUAGUGUUCUAUUUGUGGUAUUAUACUAUUAGGAAUUGGUGAGGACAUGAGGUCAUCUUAGUGUGUUUGAGUAAGCAAAGCAGAGCAUCUCUGAACUCAUCUGUGAUUUCUCACUGUAUAUUUUAGCUAUAUGCAAGUAUGGCUGUGUAUCCUGCCCUUGUUUUAAAUGAUCAGUUCUUCACUGGCAAUUUACUCAGUAA
Daucus carota subsp. sativus is the source of this 1864-nucleotide messenger RNA. RefSeq names its product transcription termination factor MTEF1, chloroplastic. The transcript is spliced from 2 exons. Gene Ontology annotation, biological process: regulation of DNA-templated transcription. Gene Ontology annotation, molecular function: double-stranded DNA binding. Bases 40 to 933 code for a protein of 297 amino acids. The record is from RefSeq and is a predicted model, not a curated record. NCBI's taxonomy places the organism in Eukaryota, Viridiplantae, Streptophyta, Magnoliopsida, Apiales, Apiaceae.